UUUGCAGGGGCGGGAGAAGGUGGACCUCUCUCUGCUGCCUUCUCCCAAGGCCAGGAAGCCACCUGUUGAGUAGCCAGUGGGGCGUGUGGUUUCACUCAGCCUUUCCCGUGGGGCUCUCGUCCACUCCAUUCACACCGGAGGGAGAAGACGGAGGGACUGGACAAGUGGCAGAGCAGCCUCCAGGCGACCAGGGUAUGCCUGCCUCCUUUUCUGGAUGGACACUCCCUUCUCAGGGUGAAUGGAAACUCCCUUUCUCAGCAGCCCAGUGUGACUGCGGAGGCUGCCGCCACCCAGAAAGAAAGCUGCCCAAGACACAGAGAGAGCUGCAGUCAUCCUGAGGUUCGCAGAGCCCGCUGGAGAGGCAGCCUCAGCGCGGAGCAAAGGCCACCAAGUGGAUCCCACCCCCCUCGAGAACAAGUGGAGGGAGGAUAGCCCCCAGCCUGCCAGCCCUUCAGCCCUAAGAGUACCACACGGGUUGCCACUGAGCCAUGGCCGAAGGGGAGAUCACAACCUUCACGGCCCUGACCGAGAGGUUUAAUCUGCCUCCAGGAAACUAUAAGAAGCCCAAACUGCUCUACUGCAGCAACGGUGGCCACUUCCUCAGGAUCCUUCCCGAUGGCACAGUGGAUGGGACAAGAGACAGGAGCGACCAGCACAUUCAGCUGCAGCUGAGUGCGGAAAGCGCGGGCGAGGUGUAUAUAAAGGCUACGGAGACUGGCCAGUACUUGGCCAUGGACUCCGACGGGCUUUUAUACGGCUCGCAGACACCAGAUGAAGAAUGCCUGUUCCUGGAAAGGCUGGAAGAAAACCAUUAUAACACUUACACAUCCAAGAAGCAUGCGGAGAAGAACUGGUUUGUUGGCCUCAAGAAGAAUGGAAGCUGCAAACGCGGUCCUCGGACUCACUACGGCCAGAAAGCAAUCCUGUUUCUCCCCCUUCCGGUGUCUUCUGACUAGAGGAGUCUGUUCUGGGUGCUCCCUGUUUUGGUUGACCCUACGGUGUUCCCUUGGCCAUUGGCUGCGCUAACCCCAGCCCACAGGGCCUGUCUCUGCAAGCAGUGCUUCUAAAUAGCCAGUUCACUUUUCUGCUGAGCCCUUCCCCCACCCCUAGCACAGUUUGGAACAGAGAGACCAAAUUGCUUCUAGGGGACAACUGACCGGCCAGUUUAGGUCUGACUUUGGAUACCCAAUUGCUUCGGGGGGCACCAGCUGCAAAAUGGACGUCAUGAUACAGAGUUGGGGCCACAUGAAGCACCCAGAGGGGUCUGAAAUGCUCUUUCCCUGACUAAGCCCUGGUUUGGAGUACCCCAGGCACCUAGCAGGACUACCCUUCCCCCUAGCAGCACCCCACAAAUAUUAGUAAAGAAAUGAUGGUAGUGAGGCCGGAGGAAUCCCAUGAUAGAAACAAGCACUCCCCCACACCCCGAACCCCCACGCACAGACAGAACUUAAAACCAACAGGGAAGGUGGCAUUUCCGUGGGCAGCCUGGAAGCAUGAGGUUUCAGCAUCCAGUGAGAAGGCAAGGCUCAGUCGCUGGGAGUCAGAAUGAAUCCACAGCCCAGCAGUCAUCACCAAGUUACCAAGGAGACCUCCACAGCCAGGGGAAAGUCCUGGAAAUGGUUUCUUGAGAAUGGCAAGCACAGGGAUCAGCGGUUUGAGAAGUGGGUGUAGGAGCAGGGAGAAAGAAUGGAUGCUGGCCUCUGAAAAAGGAGAUGCUAGACAGGAGGAGGAGGAAAGAGAAAGCGAGACCACGACACAGUGUGCUUGGCCACCAAGAAACGGGCUGUGGGAUCCCAAUAUGAUGGUCCCCACAUCCUACAUGCGUACAGAUCACGAGAAUUUGGUGUGAAUGUGAGACCUGAUUUGGUUUGGCUGGCGUGUGAGUCCCGUGUUUUGAAAGGGGCCCCGGGUCUCACAGAUGCUGCCGGCUUUCCCACCAUGCUUUCAGGGGAAGCCCCAGAGAAUGUUAUUCAGAUGAAGGUUGCUCAAACCUCACCCUCCUUCGCCUCCACCACCUGGGUUUCCCUGACCAUUCAGGCAGCAUCCAUAGUAGUUAGGCAUGACCUCAGGGCACUUUGGCCCAGUGCCUAUAAAAUGCACACUUAGAUGGCAUAGAAGCCGUACUGCAAAAAAUCUGCUAAACCUCACCGAUAGCUUUUCCCAAGAGACCAUUUCUGUUUCCAUUAUUCCUCCAAACAGGCCUCCUCCUUAAAGUAAACGUGGCCCAAGUGGCCAGCAAAUCAGAAACACUAUUCAUCUCUGACAUAUGACACAAACGCCGUGAGAAGACCUUUCAUACAUACUACAUUUCAAUAUACUGUGAGACUUUGUGUUUUUGCCGCAUUUUACAUAGCUUUAAGGCAUUAAAUGGAUUUGCAUUCAGCCACAAAGAAUGAUAAUAACCGCAUAGGAUGUAUAAGCUACUUGGUUAUCUAACACACUACAUUUAUUCAUGAGACUUUCCUUUUUUGUCAUCUGUGCUUUAAAAAAAAAAAAGAUUAUCUAGGGGCUGGUGAGAUGGCUUAAGUGUGUGGUUAAGAGCACACACUACUCUUGCAAAGAGCAGGGGUUCAUUUCCCAGCACCUGUAUCAUGAUGCUCAGACCUGGUUCUAACUCCAGCUCUGGAAAACCUGAUGUCCUCCAGGGAUUCUAUAUGCACAUAUACAAACUCACACUCAAGACAUGUAUGCAUACAUAGUACUUUCUAAAUAUAAAGCAAUGCUAUGGUGACUGUGGAUUAAAACUGAUGACAGUGUUCCCUUGUUUGACAAGGACCUAAAGCAAUUAUUCCCUGAAAAGAAGGCCUUAGGACUAUACUGUCAUAUUUAGGGUGACACUCAAGAGUUCAGAGUGCUGAUGGAGGGACUGAGCUGAGUUACCUGACAACAUGGUUAAUAAUAACAUUCUGCCAAUAACAUUAAAGGUGUGGCGGUGCACACAUUUAAUCCUAGCACUUAGGAGGCAGAGGCAGGACCUCUCUGAGUUUGAGGCCAGCCUGGUCUACACAGUGAGGUCCAGGACAGCCAGGGUUAGAAAGAGGGAGACCCUGUGUUUAAAAAUAAUAAUCAUAAUAAUCAUAAUAAUGCUUUUUUACAACAAGAUGACUCGUGACUUUUUAAAUCUAUAAUAUAGAUAAUAAAAUUCUGUUUUGCUUUAGUGAAUCCCAGCUCACUGGGGGAUAAUACAGUAUGGCUUACCAUGUCUUUGUAUGAAGAUUUGAAGACUUGGCCGGUAGACGUAUAGAGAUGAGAUUUACUGUGUUUAGAAUGGUCCUAGUUUUUAUCAUAUGACCCAAACUCAACUGUAACACUGACCAAGAUAAAUGAAAAACCACUGCCCACGGGUGAGAUGGGGUCUGAGACUCCAAGACUGACAGCAAUGAUGCACUUGGUAGCCUUCACCACCAACCCAGUCACAGUCCGCGCCUUUGCUCAACAGAUGCUACGGCCCCAAUGUGUGUCAGGCACUGGAUAGGGGGCCCAGGGGAUGACGUCUGUCAGGUAUCCUCUCUCUGGGUGUGUAUUUGUAAAGAGAGAUGCUGUAGAUUAAUUCCUUUAGGUCAGGUCAAAACUCAGACUUCAUAGGUUCCUGCUGAAUCAACAGUAUGUCUAGAAACACCCCCCCCCCAAUGUUAGAUAACCCCCCAGCAAAGCGAUAGAAGACAAUUCUUGGCAAAGCAAACCCAAGACUUUAGCGUUAUCCUUGUGUCUGCCUUAGGGGAGUGGACUAGUUUCAGAUCGGGGGGAAAAAGGCUGUCGGAUCCUGCAGAAAGGGAGCAGCAAGCUGGUCCCUGUGCUGUUUGGAACAGCAAACAUUCCGUUGUGCGCUCUCCUCCAGAACUGUCUUGAAGCCAUCUGCUUGUUCCGUGCCUCUCACAUGCACUCAAAUUCCAAGCUUACUGUGACAAAGUGUCCAACCCUCCUUGCAAACUGUGAGGAGCAUAUGGGUUUUUGACGGUUUCUGACACAGUGGGGAUGGAGCUGGGCGUUUCCCUUGAUGGCCAGCAGUGUGUCCACAUACACUAACUGGUAUAUCAGCUGCUACUGAAGACGAGGCCCCUACUUUGCAUUGAAGGCAGUGGAGCCCAAGUCCGCAGCUCUGCAGAGAACACUGCCUAAAGCAACCACGGUCCCUGGCUACAAAGCAGGCUCUGAUGAAGACGAUGCCUGGAUGUUUGCUCCGAGCCCCCACUGUAUUACACUCUGCACCUUAUAGAUAUUAAUAAAUGUUGUGUUAAUGGGUAA
Molecule: messenger RNA, 4245 nt
Organism: Psammomys obesus (fat sand rat)
Lineage: Eukaryota; Metazoa; Chordata; Mammalia; Rodentia; Muridae
Gene: Fgf1
Product: fibroblast growth factor 1
Exons: 5
Coding region: 489-956 (155 amino acids)
Biological process (GO): cell differentiation; positive regulation of protein phosphorylation; regulation of cell migration
Cellular component (GO): cytoplasm
Molecular function (GO): fibroblast growth factor receptor binding; growth factor activity
Source: RefSeq, a predicted model, not a curated record